CUGGGCUGCUGAUUGAGUCAGCCUUAGUCCCUCACUGCACGUCUCCUGAAGUUCAGCCGUGAAACUCGGCUGCCAGGGGAGCCGAAGUCACCCUACGAAGGUGUCUGAGCCAUACUGGACCCCUCCAGGGAGCCACGUGUGUCCAGCUGGGGCACUGCCCCAGCUGAUGCCCCACAGGGGUCCCCCGUCUCAAGAGGGACUCUGGACCCUGCCCUGCCUCCUCAUGGCGCAUGAGCCAGAGCCUGAGACUGAUGGACUGUUAGACCUCAGCUUCCUGACAGAAGAGGAGCAGGAGGCCAUUGCUGACGUCCUGAAGCGAGAUGCCCGCCUUCGCCAGUUGGACGAGGGCCGGGUCAGCAAGCUCCGGGCCUCGCUGGCAGACCCCGGGCAGCUGAAGAUCCUGACGGGAGACUGGUUCCAGGAAGCGCGCUCACAACGGCACCACCAUGCCCACCUUGGCUCUGACCUUGUCCGAGCCUCUAUCCGCAGAAAGAAGAGCUCCAGGGGCACGGGAGACCAGGCUCCAGGCAGCGAUAGGGAGGCUGAGGCUGCGGCUGCUGAAGAAGAAACUGAAGAGGAGCUGGAGCCCAGGCUCCCCACGGACGAGGCCCCCCAAGAGAUGCUCAGCAAGGCUGAGGAACCUGAUUCUCCCUCACCAUAUGUCCCCCUAAAGACUUCAGAGCAUGAGGAAGAGCCCCAGGCCCAGGAAGCCCCGGGCCCAGGGGCCCCACAGGUCUACGCGGUGGAGGCGGACCCGGAGCCCAAGCCGCGGUCGCGGGGAGAGGAGCCACCGCCUACUACAGCCCAGACCCAGGUGGCGCCAGAGAUCCUGGAGAACGGAGAGGAGGCCCCGGGGCCCGACCCCUCACUCGACCGCAUGCUCAGCAGCAGCUCCUCCGUGUCCAGCCUCAACUCCUCUACGCUGAGCGGCAGCCAGUUGAGCCUGUCCGGGGAGGCGGAGGCGGGCGCCGUGCAGGUGUGCGGCUCUGUGCACUUCGCGCUGCGCUACGAGCCGGGCACCGCGGAGCUGCGCGUGCACGUGAUCCAGUGCCAGGGCCUGGCGGCCGCGCGACGCCGCCGCUCGGACCCCUACGUCAAAAGCUACCUCCUCCCGGAUAAGCAGAGCAAACGCAAGACGGCGGUGAAGAAAAGAAAUCUGAACCCGGUCUUCAAUGAGACUCUGCGGUACUCCGUCCCGCAGGCCGAGCUCCGGGGCCGCGUGCUGAGCCUAUCCGUGUGGCACCGCGAAAGCCUUGGUCGCAACAUCUUUCUGGGCGAAGUCGAAGUGCCUCUGGACACGUGGGACUGGGGCUCUGCAUCCACCUGGCUCCCCCUGCAGCCCCGGGUCCCGCCCUCUCCCGACGACCUUCCCAGCCGCGGGCUGCUCUCUCUGUCGGUCAAGUAUGUCCCCGCCGGCUCCGAGGGCGCGGGACUGCCCCCCAGCGGGGAGCUGCACUUCUGGGUGAAGGAAGCUCAGGGCCUCGUGCCGCAGCGCUCAGGAACCCUGGAUUCCUACGUACAAUGUUCAGUGCUGCCUGAUGACAGCCGGGCCAGCCGCCAAAGGACAAGGGUGGUGCGACGCAGCCUCAGCCCUGUGUUCAACCAUACCAUGGUUUAUGAUGGCUUCGGGCCUGCUGACCUGCGCCAGGCCUGUGCUGAGCUCUCCCUCUGGGACCAUGGGGCCCUGGCCAGCCGCCAGCUGGGGGGUACACGCCUCAGCUUGGGCACAGGCAGCAGCUAUGGGCUGCAGGUGCCCUGGAUGGAUUCCACACCAGAGGAGAAGCAGCUGUGGCAGACACUCCUGGAGCGACCAUGCGAGUGGGUGGAUGGCCUUCUGCCACUCAGAACCAACCUGGUCCCCAGGACAUAGUUCUCCUAUAAGCCACCCAACUUCUCUCGGGACCCCCAUCUCAGGGCCUGCCCUUGGCUAAAACCAAUAAAGUUUAUUCUAAGGGCA
Herpailurus yagouaroundi (jaguarundi) is the source of this 1957-nucleotide messenger RNA. It is a transcript of the gene SYTL1, whose product is annotated as synaptotagmin like 1. Bases 167 to 1870 code for a protein of 567 amino acids. Gene Ontology annotation, cellular component: plasma membrane; exocytic vesicle. The transcript is spliced from 15 exons. Gene Ontology annotation, biological process: intracellular protein transport; exocytosis. The record is from RefSeq and is a predicted model, not a curated record. Lineage: Eukaryota; Metazoa; Chordata; Mammalia; Carnivora; Felidae. Gene Ontology annotation, molecular function: neurexin family protein binding; small GTPase binding.